GCCAUUGCCAGUCAACAUGACUUGAGUCCAUGGAUACGACGGGGAGGAUCUAAAGGGAAGCUAUUGAUCAACUAUUUAUAGUUUAUGUAUUUGCACUUAUAACCUACUGGGGCUGGCUACCCAUAUCCAGUCGUCAUUCGUUGGCGUUUUUCAUUAUUGAGUAAUAUAAGGGGGAUCAAGCAAAACUGAGGUGUUACGCAACUCAUCCACGUGAAGACACCUGCCGUUCGUGACCAGGAAAGGGGUCGGAAGUGGCUAACAUAUUUAACUCAACUCUGGACGACGACACUCGGGAAUAUGACGACGAAAUUAACUUCUAAUUAGAUGAAACAACUUUAUGGGAUUAUCAACAAUCAUGAGAUAUUGUCAUUUAUAAAACGCUGCAGUUACUUUUCAGUUUUCGUUGAUAGUGUUGGACCAUGUCSGUAAACGAGUUAUAUUCAAAGUACACUCGGGUGUGGAUCCCAGACCCAGAGGAUGUAUGGAGAGCUGCAGAGAUCAUCAAGGACUACAAGGAGGGAGAGCCAAUCCUGCACCUCAAACUUGAAGAUGAAUCGCCGUUGGAAUACCGCAUCGGACCCAAAGACAACCCUCUUCCCUUCCUCCGGAACCCUGAUAUCCUGGUGGGGGAGAAUGACCUCACAGCGCUCAGCUACCUGCACGAGCCUGCUGUCCUGCACAACCUCAAAGUGCGCUUCCUCGAGCCCAACCACAUCUACACAUACUGUGGUAUCGUACUGGUGGCCAUCAACCCCUACGACCAGCUUCAAAUCUAUGGAGAGGAGGUCAUCAAUGCCUACAGUGGGCAGAACAUGGGAGACAUGGACCCACACAUCUUUGCUGUUGCUGAGGAGGCAUACAAGCAGAUGGCCAGAGAUGAGAGGAACCAAUCCAUCAUAGUAAGUGGGGAGUCGGGGGCAGGGAAGACCGUCUCUGCUAAGUACGCCAUGCGGUUCUUCGCCACUGUGGGAGGGUCGGCCAACGACACCAACGUUGAGGAGAAGGUGCUGGCCUCCAGCCCCAUCAUGGAGGCUAUUGGAAAUGCGAAAACCACGCGCAAUGACAACAGCAGUCGUUUUGGGAAGUACAUCCAGAUUGGUUUUGACAGGCGUUAUCACAUAAUAGGUGCCAACAUGCGCACGUAUCUGCUGGAGAAGUCAAGGGUGGUGUUCCAGGCUGAGGAUGAGAGGAAUUACCACAUCUUCUACCAGUUGUGUGCCUCUGCUAGCUUCCCGGAGUUCAAAGACCUAGCCUUGACCAGUGCGGAAGACUUCAUCUUCACAUCGCAAGGAGAGAACAUCUUCAUUGAGGGGGUGAAUGAUGCCGAGGACUUCAAGAAGACGAAGGAAGCCUUUACGCUACUGGGUGUUAAGGAGAGCAAUCAAAGCAGCAUCUUCAGAAUCAUAGCUUCCAUCCUGCAUCUGGGGAACGUGGAGAUCUGCUCGGAGAGAGACGGAGACUCCUGCCACAUAUCAAGGAACGACCCUCACUUGACGCACUUUUGCCGGUUGCUGGGGGUGGAGCUGGAGCAGAUGGAACACUGGCUAUGUCACAGGAAGCUGGUCACCACGUCAGAGACCUACGUCAAGAACAUGUCCCGCAAACAGGCGGCUAAUGCCCGCGACGCGCUCGCCAAACACAUCUACGCACACAUGUUUGACUGGAUUGUGGWGCACGUCAACAAGUCUCUGCACACCUCCUCCAAACAACACUCCUUCAUCGGUGUUCUGGAUAUCUAUGGAUUUGAGACCUUUGAGAUAAACAGCUUCGAGCAGUUCUGCAUCAACUACGCCAAUGAGAAACUGCAGCAGCAGUUCAAUCAACAUGUGUUCAAGCUGGAGCAGGAGGAGUACAUGAAGGAGCAGAUCCCCUGGACGCUCAUCGACUUCUAUGACAACCAGCCGUGUAUCGACCUCAUCGAGGCCAAGUUGGGYAUCCUGGACCUGCUGGAUGAGGAGUGCAAGGUGCCCAAAGGGACAGAUCAGAACUGGUGCCAGAAGCUGUACGAUCGCCUUUCAAGCAGCGUCCAUUUCCAGAAACCACGGAUGUCCAACAUAUCUUUCAUUAUCAUUCACUUUGCUGAUAAGGUUGAGUACCAGUGUGAUGGCUUCCUGGAGAAGAACAGAGACACCGUCUACGAGGAACACAUCAACAUUCUGAAGGCCAGCAAGUUUCAGCUCGUGGCGGAUCUGUUCCAGGACACUAAUAAAGACGGAAGCAGCUCCACGUCUUCCAGCAAGUCCUCCAGGAUCAACGUGCGCUCGGCCAAACCAACUCCUAAAGUCCCCAACAAGGAGCACAGGAAAACCGUGGGCCACCAGUUCCGCAGCUCCCUGCAGCUUCUCAUGGAGACCCUGAAUGCCACCACCCCCCACUAUGUGCGUUGCAUCAAGCCUAAUGACGAGAAGGAGGCAUUCUCGUUUGACUCUAGGAGAGCUGUGCAGCAACUGAGGGCAUGUGGAGUCCUGGAGACCAUCCGCAUCAGUGCUGCUGGCUACCCAUCAAGGUGGACGUACCCAGACUUCUUCAACAGAUACAGAGUCCUCAUGAAGAAGUCAGAUAUGACCGUAGGAGACAAGAAACUGGUGUGUAGGAACCUACUAGAGACCCUGGUCAAGGACCCAGACAAGUUCCAGUUUGGUAAGACCAAGAUCUUCUUCCGGGCGGGCCAAGUGGCCUACCUGGAGAAGCUGAGGGCAGACAAGUUCCGCUCCGCCUGCAUCAAGAUCCAGAAGACAGUGCGACGCUGGCUACAGAUGGCCCGCUACAAGAAGAUACGCAAGUCUGCCAUCACCUUGCAGAGAUUUGGCCGUGGUUACAUGGCCCGCAGGUAUGCGGAGCGGCUGCGCCUAAGCCGCGCUGCUGUUAUCUGUCAGAAGCAGUAUCGUAUGGUCCGAGAGCGGAGGGGCUAUCUGAGGGUGAGACAGGCUGUUGUCACCAUCCAGGCCUUUACCAGGGGCAUGUUCACCCGCAGGAUCUUCCAGGAGUUCCUUCUGCAUCACAAAGCGAUGAUCAUCCAGAAGCAUGUCCGAGGCUGGCUUACUAGGAGGAAGUUCAAGGUGGCACGGAACGCCGCCAUCACCAUCCAGUGUGCCUACCGCCGCAUGCGAGCCAAGCGGGAGCUGAAACAGCUGAAGAUUGAGGCGAGGUCCGCUCAACAUCUGAAGAAGCUCAACACGGGCAUGGAGAACAAGAUCGUCCAGCUGCAGAGGAAGAUGGAUGACCAGACCAAAGAUCUGAAGACUCAGAAUGAGCAGCUGGUGGUGGCCAAAGCCUCCCUGGGCUCAGAGGUGAACAAGCUGCAGAAGGAGCUGGAGACCAUGCGCAGUCGCCAGGGAGACGGCGGUCAGCUGACCUCUCUGAAGGAUGAGCUGGAGAAGCUGAGGGCGGAGCUCCUGGAAGCACAUGCCCACAGGAAGAAGCUGGAGGAGGAGCACAGCAACGAGAAGAUGAGAUUUGAACAGAGAGUGGAGGAGCUGGAGAGGGAGAAUUCCCUGCUGAAGAGUGAAAAGGAGAAGAUGAACCAAAGGAUUCUGCACCACUCCAAGAGCACAGAAGACCAGGAGAGCAGUGCAUCCCAGAGUGUGGGUCGGGUCCAGGCAGAGCUGGAUGAGGAGAGGCAGCGCUACCAGAACCUGCUCAGGGAGUUCUCCAGACUGGAGCAGAGAUAUGACAACCUACAGGAGGCCAAGUUUCAGCCUGGCCACAGGAGGAACAAUUCUAACCAGAGCAGCCUGGAGUCUGACUCCAAUUAUCCCUCCAUUUCUACCUCGGAGGUGGGAGACACUGACGAUGCYAUCCAACUCGUAGAGGAGAUGGGAGUGGAGAAGGCAGCAAUGGACAUCGGUGUGUUCAUGAAGCUGCAGAAGCGUGUUAGGGAGCUGGAACAGGAGAGGAAGAGACUGCAAGUCAACCUGGAAAAGAUGGAGGACCAGUCUAAGCGCAAGGGCAUUGAGCCAAAGAUGACAUCAGAGCAAGAGAAUGCGGAUCUGGCCUACAACAGUCUCAAGAGACAGGAGCUGGAGUCUGAGAACAAGAAGCUGAAGAAUGACCUGAACGAGCUGAGGAAGGCCAUCGCUGACCGCGCCUCCAAGAACAGCUCCUCCAAUGAGCUUCAGGACGGCUACAACCUGCUGCUGGGCCAGCUCAAGGCAGCCAAUGAGGAGCUGGAUGUGCGUAAGGAUGAGGUCCUUAUCCUCAGGAGUCAGAUUGUCACUGCAGCCCAGCAGAAAGAGAAGGAGACAACCAAUCACAUUGAAACCAAUAACUUGCCUGAAUGGACCAACAGCAAGAAGCCCAUAGACAAGGAGGAGGCUGAGGCCUAUCAUGGACUCUGUGAGUCUAAGAACAAAGCUUCGGACUGGGGUUAUUUGAAUGAAGAUGGCGAGCUGGGCCUGGCAUACCAGGGUCUAAAACAAGUGGCCAGGCUGUUGGAGGCCCAGCUCCAGUCUCAGGCCAGGAAGCACGAGGAUGAGCUGGAGGCGUUCCACACCCAGGUGGAGCUGCUAAAGGACGACAUAGAGAAGAAGCAGGAGAUGCUGAACCACACCAUGUCUCUGUCCCCUGAGGCCCAGGUGGAGUACAGCGUCCAGCAGGAGAUCACCCGGCUCACCAACGACAACCUGGACUUAAAAGAGCUUGUGGAGAAACUGGAGAAGAACGAGAGGAAGCUGAAGAAGCAGCUGAGGAUCUACAUGAAGAAAGUACAGGAGCUGGAAGUGUCCGUGACUGCAGCAGCAUCCCAGUCCACCACGGCCAAACCAGAGAUGACCCGUCAGGUGACUGUCCAGCGCAGGGAGAAGGACUUUGAGGGCAUGCUGGAGUACUACAAAGAGGACGAGGCCCUGCUGGUCAAAACGCUCAUCACAGACAUGAAGCCCCACGCUGUAUCAGCAACAGUGCCCUGCCUACCUGCCUACAUCCUCUUCAUGUGCAUCCGCCAUGCGGACUACAUCAACGAUGACCAGAAGGUCCACUCUCUGCUCACCUCCACCAUCAACGCCAUUAAGAAGGUCCUCAAGAAAAACAAUGAUGACUUUGAGAUGACCUCCUUCUGGCUGGCCAACACGAGUCGUCUGCUGCACUGUCUCAAGCAGUACAGUGGAGAUGAGGCGUUUAUGACUCAGAACACGGCCAAGCAGAAUGAGCACUGUCUGAAGAACUUUGACCUGGCAGAGUACCGCCAGGUGCUGAGUGACCUCUCCAUCCAGAUCUACCAGCAGCUCGUCAAGGUGGCAGAGCACGUUAUGCAGCCCAUGAUCGUGUCGGCCAUGUUGGAGAGUGAGUCUAUCCCCAGCCUUGCGGGAGUGAAGCCCAUGGGUUACAGGAACCGCUCCUCCAGCAUGGACAAGGACGAGGAGGGCCCAGGGAGCUACACCCUGGAGGCCCUGAUCAGACAGCUGGGCCAGUUCCACGUGGUGAUGGGCGAGCACGGCCUGGACCCAGAGAUAGCAGGCCAGGUGGUCCGGCAGCUGUUCUACAGCAUCAACGCUGUCACCCUCAACAACCUGCUGCUCAGGAAAGACGUCUGCUCCUGGAGCACUGGCAUGCAGCUCCGGUACAACAUCAGUCAGAUGGAGGAGUGGCUUCGGGGGAAGAACCUCCACCAGAGUGGGGCGGCGGUUAACAUGGAGCCCGUCAUCCAGGCCGCCCAGCUGCUUCAGGUCAAGAAGAAGACGUCCCAGGACGCCGAGGCCAUCUGCUCACUGUGUACCGCUCUCACCAUGCAACAGAUUGUGAAAAUCCUCAACCUCUACACCCCGCUCAACGAGUUUGAGGAAAGAGUCACUGUGUCCUUCAUCAGAAACAUCCAGAAUCGUCUGCAGGAGAGGAACGAUGUCCCAAUGCUCCUGGUGGACACCAAGCACACCUUCCCUGUCCUGUUCCCCUAUACCCCCUCAGCCCUCAGCCUGGAGACCCUUCACAUCCCUGCCAACCUCAGCCUACACUUCCUCACUCGAGUCUGAGGCUUCAGCGAGGCCUACCACAGGUUCUUAGCAAGAAGAAGGAGAGCCCAAAGGAGCUCCCUCUAACCUGGGUAGCUUUCAGUUGUUCUGCUAAACAGCAGAGGGCGCCAAGUCUACAGGACUCAAUGGAAGGCAAAGAACCUUCCAGCUGACCAACAUUGGAUGCUGUCGAGCCUCUGUGUGUAAAUCCAGCAGAAUGUGUCAAGUCAUUCUUUAUAGCUGUCCACAACUGCUUCCUCUAUUUGGCAUCUUCUACAGUGGGCUAUUGAGAUGCUGUGCUUCAUCAGUUCUGUCCCAGACAGUCACAUUUCUUUUCAUUCACUGUAAGGAGUCUCUAUGGUAAGCUGACUGUAAAUUUAUUCCUCUUAAAGAUGAAUUGAAUCUGUGUAAAUUUGUGCUCUCACUUCCAUUGACAAGGUAUUGAUUCCCAGUUAGCCACUCCGCCAAGCAUUCAAAGUGUCCAGUUGUAUUUAUUGUACCUUAGGCAGUGGUCUACCGUGUCAGUCUGUCUGGCUUUCUCAUGAUGAGUUAAUUGUAGCCUCACUCCUCUCUACACCCUGUCAAUGGACAGCAGAUCAGACUCGGGAGCAGCCCUGCAUUGCAGUGGCUCUGUUUGUGACUCACACUCUACACGCAGCACUGUGGCUCUGCUGCUCUCCAUCCUUCCUCUGCCUUGAGGAAUCCUCAGUCUUCAGAGCCCUUCUCUCACUGAGGCUCGAGUUUGAUCUUAUAUAAGAGCCGUAUCUCCUCUGUGUUCAGAUCAGAGCACACCGUCACACCAUCUCCUACUACACGCUAUGGUCCAGGAAGUCUGAAGUGCUCAACAAAUCUCUCAACAGAGUGAUUAGUUGUUGUUUUUACUCUGAAUUCAAUUUGAAUGAAUUGAACCCGUAUCAUCUCCGAAUCAGGAGAAGUGAAGGCAAGCUUUAUGUAAGUGGGGUAGAUCCAUGUGUUUGUGAAGACUAGGGUUGAGUAGAGAUGGGCGAGAGAGAGCACUUGAAAAUGGGACUGGAGAGUCUCCUGUGUAGAGUAAGCUAAUAGCCAUUCCUGCAGGACAGUCUUAGCCUGGUUUCAAAUCUGUUUGUGCGGUCUUGCCAACUCCUGCAUGGCAUGACAAUGACUGGCAGGAGUUGGCAAGACCGCACAAACAGAUCUGGGGCCAUGCUAGGUCUGCUGCAGGACAGAGGGAUUAACCCUUUACACUUGUGGGAAUUGGCAUAUGGAUAGGGCUAAAUUGAAAUGUUUCUCACAGAAGACCUAUGGAAAGCAUAUGCAGAAGCAUGGUAGCAAUUGAAAGGGAACAGUUUGGAUAUUAUGGGGAAAUUAUUAGACCAAAGUUGAGGACACAACAGUU
Messenger RNA from Salvelinus sp. IW2-2015, 7320 nucleotides. Lineage: Eukaryota; Metazoa; Chordata; Actinopteri; Salmoniformes; Salmonidae. The record is from RefSeq and is a predicted model, not a curated record.